Messenger RNA from Polyodon spathula (Mississippi paddlefish), 3350 nucleotides. RefSeq names its product ras-related protein Rab-31-like. Gene Ontology annotation, molecular function: GTPase activity; GTP binding. The record is from RefSeq and is a predicted model, not a curated record. Lineage: Eukaryota; Metazoa; Chordata; Actinopteri; Acipenseriformes; Polyodontidae. The transcript is spliced from 7 exons. Bases 179 to 763 code for a protein of 194 amino acids.
ACACACAACGCCAUGUGACUGAUAGGCCACAUACUUUGCUCCUGCUGGUUUCCGUUAUAGUGGGGAGUGAUGAAGCCACUUUUAGGGCAGGGUUUAACCAAGAAAGAAAGGGGAAAAAAACAUGAUUUAAAUAACAAACUGACAAAACAAUCCCGCGAGAAUCCAAACUAGGUUUACCAUGGCUAUAAGGGAACUGAAAGUAUGUCUACUUGGGGACACAGGGGUUGGGAAAUCGAGUAUUGUUUGCCGUUUCGUCCAGGACCAUUUUGAUCAUAACAUAUGUCCCACAAUAGGUGCAUCUUUUUUGACUAAGACAGUCCCCUGUGGCAAUGAGCUUCACAAGUUUCUAAUUUGGGACACAGCUGGGCAAGAAAGGUUUCAUUCUUUGGCACCUAUGUACUACAGAGGAUCAGCAGCGGCUGUUGUAGUAUACGACAUCACUAAACUGGACUCAUUUAUAACAUUAAAGAAAUGGGUUAAAGAGUUAAAGGAGCAUGGCCCAGAAGACAUUGUAGUUGCCAUUGCAGGAAACAAGAGUGAUCUUGGUGAUAUCAGAGAGGUUCCUGUAAAAGAAGCUAAGGAAUACGCUGAGUCAAUAGCAGCUGUUUUUGUAGAAACCAGUGCUAGGAAUGCUGUUAAUGUUGAGGAACUCUUUCAAAAAAUCAGUUGGCUGAUCCCACCACUGGAUCCUCAAGAACUAGAAAAUAGUGAAACUUUUAAACUGACAAGACAGCCAGCAUCACCUAGCAAACGCUGCUGCUAACAGGAGAAAAACACAUCGGAACAACCUAGAUGUCUGACAUAAUUUCAAUCAGACAUACUGGAAAAUGAGAUCAUUGGCUUCACUCCGCAAGAGAAGGCACACAUUUGUUCUUUCAAAGAACAUAUAUCCCAAAAGUAAAAUAAAUAAAUAAAAUAAAUACAAAAUUCCGAAACAAUAUAUAUUUUUUGGCAUAUCCCCGGUUUUACGUUACUGUCUGAGAUCAGGUAUAUAUUCUUCCCUUGAUGUCUACUAAAGUAUACAUUUUUUCACCUACAACCGAGGUGAUUUUAGCUUAUGUGGAUGUCAGGGAUGUAAUGCUACAGACAGUUGUCAAACUGAAGCUGGCUUUUAUUGGAAUGGAGUUAGCUGGAGUUAGUUCAGUGCGUCUUUGCCCCCUAACCAAUAAAUGUUUUGCACCUUAAGCAGACAUUUCAACAGGAUACCAGUGUUGUAGUUCCAUGUGUUUUCAUUACUGUAGAUUAUUAUUUUAAUUUUGCCUGUCAGCACCUAUUUAAUCUUUUCUUGUAUUACUUCUAAUUGUUUAUGUACAAUUUUAUAGAGCAAAAAUAAAGUGCCCUUAAUAGAUAAAGUCAUAAAUACAUUUAAAAAAAGUGUUUUUGGACAUGCAAAUUCUGUUGGUGAUAGCCUUUGAAAUGUAGAAUGCUAAUUAAAAUAAUAAAAAACGCCACAUGAUUUCAUUUAUAGAAAUAAAAUAAUAGAGCAGGGACUUAAACAGAGGUUUGUUCCAAAUGAAAACCAAAAAAAUACCCCACAGAAUAAAGAGUGUACGUAGACUUCAUUAUGCGAGAUUAAGCUGUGAAAAUGUGCCUGGAGGUGUUGUGUGAGCACUACAGUCGAGUGUUGCAGAUUAAAUAUCAUAAGGUAAAUAUAUAAGAAUUGUUGUGAUGCAGUGAAAUAAGAGUGCUCUGAGAGGCUAUGCCAUUGCAGGCCAGAUCUACAUAACAGUCAUCAACAAUACCUGCCAAUGUGUUUUGUUUGAGAAUUAUGGAGGAGUAAUUUAGUUUUCCGAGUUAAAAUUAAACAUCCUGAUUCUGUAUUUGAUGGCAGUGGAGCACUGACUGGGAGCAUUAUCUAUGAAUUAGAUCCAUAUUAAAGUCGUCUAUAGCACUGCACUCAAUGUAGAAAAAUAUACCAUAUAUUGAAAAGCAUUUUAACAGAAUAUGAUUUUGACAUUGUUCCUAAAAUGAUCUGUACAUGUACCACUUACCUAUUUGAAAUGUGGCUGAUUUAGUAUAAUCUAAUGAUCUGUUAACAGACAAUCUGAAAGAAUUGGUGGUUAGAAACCGAAUUGUGAUUCAGCCAUGCUAAUAAGGUAUGCAUUUAAAAAAAAAAAAAAAAAAAAGAACAGUUUACAACAGCAAUAAGGCAUUUCUGGACAGAUGUAACCAUGCUUUCUCUGGGCAGUGCCAUUCAUUUAGUUAUGGUGUUGGCAACUGGCUACUUACCUAUUUUGUGUCUUUGUGUUUAAGGACAAAGUGCCUUACGAUGUGGUGGAGUGUGUACAUACAUCCGUACUCCUGGCACACUUGUUUUGUCACAUAGGUUUUGCAUAGGUCCAAUUAUAACGAAACCUGCCAAGGGGAUUCAUUAGCACAUGUUACUGACUGUAUCAGGGAGUAUAUGGACACUGUCUGUCAGUCUGACUGACCAGCUGACUGUAUGUUACCCUGACAUUUUUACAUGUGCAUGCAGUGGAUACAGAUCAUGGUCUGGUUCUUCUGAUUGCUCUAACUUUUAACUUAUAUAUAAGAUGAAUAUCACUGGCAUGCUUAUUUACUAUUACUAUCUCUAGUUGACUUAUAUGACAAUGAGAAUGCUCCUUUUAUAGUCCAAUAAGCAGAAAUCAAAUGGCAUUACAUAUUAUUUAUUUGUCUGUGACAGUGUAAUAUUGUAAUCUUGUACAAUCUUUUACAACUCUUUUUUUUAAAAUUUGAAAUGGGACAUCAGUACACCAUCACAGAAGAUAAUUAACGUAGAAAGACCCCAAUAUAACCCUAAAAUCAAUGCUCAUUCAAAUGUCUUAUAUAGCGAUUUAGUGUUACGCAUAUUAAACACAUGGACCUCUAUUAAGAGGCAUGGUUCUGGAAUAGUAGAUUGUGCUUAGUCUUGUACAGCUAAAACACAAUGGGUUAAAUUUGCCAUAGUGUUAUAAAAUAAUUAAAUGGCUUGGUUUGGGUGCUUUUGUUCUGUGUUGCUGUAUUGCUCUACUGACCUGUAGAAGUUGCUACUCAAUGUUGACAGGUGUUGAGAGAGUAUCUUAGAAUAACAUGAAGAAGGCAAUUAAUACCCAUAUGAAGGCUUUCUCUUGGAACCAAACCCCUCAUGCAUUGCCCCCAGCCUAAGUAUUGUUUAAACCACUGUACAAUAUUUAAUGCCUUAUCUCCUUACUGAAACAGGGCACAAUGCGUUCUGUUAAGUGGGCUGGUUCUACAAAACAGAAUGUGCUUGUGCCAAAUUAAUGUACCUUAAUGUCAAUAUUAAUUCACUGUUUACCUAAAUAUAUUCACUAUGCAAAUCUUCCUAAGAUUUUAUCUUAAUCUUGUCUUAAUAAACUUUGUUAAUAUUA